GAGUGUGAAUUUCAUACCUACAGUCCGGAGCGCGGGACCUGUGCUCAUCGCUAGCGGAACAAUGCUGGCCAGCUGGUGAUUUUCUCGCAUCAAGCGGACAUAUGGCAGGUUGUACAUAUAGAGUCUCGCAAUCACCCCCUCUCGCUUUCCAUUUUCUUUCUUGGGUCUGAUCCACUUGGACUACAUCUUGCUGUUCCACAACAGGGCCUGAAAACGAAAGAAUGCCCAACCUGAUCUCGGGAGCAAUCGGUCAAGGAGUCGGCCUGGUAUCUGAGUACCGUAAGCAUCGUCAGGAACAAAAGCGAUCUCGAGAGGCUUCUAUCGAGGUACCGCAAGGCCCAAGUCAAGCGCAUGCGCAUAGUGACCCGCUUCCAUCGUAUGAGGACACAACUGGCCAGCAAGAAUCCGUCAGCGACCCGUUUCCACCGGAUGCAAAGGAUCCGGUCCAAUACGAAAUAGACACGGACUCAGACUACGACUCGUCCCUCGGAGAUGAUAGCGAUGAUGAGGCAUGGGCGUCGGACGAAGCAGUAACGCAUUCGGAUAGCGACGAGCCUCCAAGCUACGAGACAAUCACAGCCGACGCCAGUCGCGAAACCACAAACGAGCUUGUCCAAGAGAUCGCAGUGUCCUCUCGUUUGCAGCCCACCACCUCAAGCGGGACACCUUUCGUUCGCCAACCACUCCCUUGUCCAGUGAUUCUUCCACAGCGCCGGCCACACAAGAAAGCCCGAGGCUUUGUUCGAGCGUACGCUCCAGCUCUUGCAGAAACCGGCAUCGAUCAGGAGACGUUCCUCACGUUUCUCAAGAACUUCCACAAGUCCUCGCAAGCAUCACCCAUAUUCGACGUCAUCGGCAUAUCGGCUGGUAUCGCCGGCUUCGCGCCGUCGAUUAUCGCGAUGGUCGUGUGUGCUGCAGUGGAGGUUGGCGCCAAAGUCGGAAGCGAGAUGCGGGCUCGGUACAGAACGAACAACUUCCUCGACCGGGUCAAUGAGACACUUUUCAGACCAGCAGGACUGUUCGCCAUGAUCGUCCGCUACAAAGCUUCUGAAGCCACCGACGCUCAGCCCAUCUCGGCCGAGACCGUGAACCUCUCGACCUAUCGCGCGAUGGCCAAAGUCACAAAGCAACGCUCAUGCAAUGCAGAGGGAAAGAGCAGUCGCAGCAUGAGCGAUCAAAUGAGCAACUUGCGUGUCGCCAGCGAUACCACAAGAGGCGCCCUGCAAAUGCCAGAAGCAGCGCCCUUGAUAUAUCCUGACCUCGACCACAAACUCGCCCAGGAAGGUCCCGAAAGUUUCAAGGACAAGUCGAAGGACGCGAAGAAAUUCGUGGCGGACUACAUCGAUCGAAGAGCGCAGAUGUCGUUUGCCAAGCAAGCUCCUCCUUCUAGUCUUGUUAUCCCGCAGGGCGACUAUCAACCUCCCACUGGAGCCGCAAACGCAGAGCACGCAAUGUACUCCGGCGGCUUAGUUGCUCUCAUUUCGGGCGGGACCAUAACGCCUCGACUGAGAAAGGAGGAGCGUCGUGCCAACAAGCAGUCGGCGAAAGACAUGCGACGCAUCGCACGUGGUAGGGAGCCUCGCCAUGGGUAUGUGACCGAGUCCGCGGACGUGCAAGGUUAUGAUGGAGCAGGCUUCCGAGCAGUGGCGGGGCCUUCAGGAGGGACGUAUGUGCAUUCGGGCAAGAAUGUCACUCGGCGGGAGAGGAAAUUGAGAAAGACGGCCAAACGUGUCUUCAAGGAGGAUGUGCUUUAUUUGAUGAUUGUCAAUAUGCCGUCGGACGCGGAGCUGGAUGCGGCGAGGGAGGAAUUGGCAAGAGGGAAGGGGUGA
This is a messenger RNA of Zymoseptoria tritici IPO323, 1829 nucleotides long. RefSeq lists its product as uncharacterized. The record is from RefSeq and is a predicted model, not a curated record. Lineage: Eukaryota; Fungi; Ascomycota; Dothideomycetes; Mycosphaerellales; Mycosphaerellaceae. The transcript is spliced from 4 exons. The coding region runs from base 222 to 1829 and encodes 535 amino acids.